Triticum urartu is the source of this 716-nucleotide messenger RNA. RefSeq lists its product as uncharacterized. Gene Ontology annotation, molecular function: RNA binding. Lineage: Eukaryota; Viridiplantae; Streptophyta; Magnoliopsida; Poales; Poaceae. The record is from RefSeq and is a predicted model, not a curated record. Gene Ontology annotation, cellular component: small nuclear ribonucleoprotein complex. Gene Ontology annotation, biological process: RNA splicing.
AGGACAGGGGGCUUCCCGCAAAACGUAACCCCCGCCCCGCCCCGCCCCUCCUCUUCCCCCUCUUCGCCGCCGCCCCCGCUCCGGUUCGCCUCCGCCACCGCCACCGCCACCCCGCAGGUCGCCGGCUUCGCUUCGCGUCGAUGGCGGAAGAAGCAGCUGCCAAUGCGAAGAAGGAGGAGGAGGAGUUCAGCACCGGGCCCCUGUCCCUGCUCCUGAUGAGCGUCAAGAACAAUACUCAGGUGCUUAUCAACUGCCGGAACAACAAGAAGCUUCUUGGUCGUGUGAGGGCAUUUGACCGUCAUUGCAACAUGGUUCUUGAGAAUGUUCGGGAGAUGUGGACUGAGGUUCCAAAGACUGGCAAAGGCAAGAAGAAGGCCCUUCCAGUGAACAAGGACAGGUUCAUCAGCAAGAUGUUCCUCCGCGGCGACUCGGUCAUCAUUGUUCUAAGGAACCCGAAAUGAGUUAGACGACGACGACACCUCGUACGCCCGGAAGAGUCUUUGCUGUGUAGUCGCUGUUAAGUUUGUAAUACUGAAUACUCUAAAACAGCGAGUGUUUAAGAGAUGAUAUCAAGCAGAGAUUUAGCAGUAUCGAUUACUGGUUCAGUGUUGUAGUUUGGGAUGUUCUGAGUUUUGCCUGUCCUGUAUCUAAAUUGCACUCGUAGUUUCUACUCGGAUCAUCAAUAUAUCGGCAGGAGACAAUUUAUGUUUGUGAAA